Molecule: messenger RNA, 1079 nt
Organism: Pectinophora gossypiella (pink bollworm)
Lineage: Eukaryota; Metazoa; Arthropoda; Insecta; Lepidoptera; Gelechiidae
Product: linearmycin resistance ATP-binding protein LnrL-like
Exons: 9
Coding region: 315-1079 (254 amino acids)
Molecular function (GO): ATP binding; ATP hydrolysis activity
Source: RefSeq, a predicted model, not a curated record
UUCAAAUUCAUCUGCGCGAGCACACGCUCCUCUUUUGGAAACCGUUUUUUUACAAAGUAAUUGCGUUGUACUUCAUUUCCACAAUAUCACCCCGUGUAUUCGAUACGGUAUCACUAACACUCUAUGAUAUUCUACAACGAGAAGUGCGGCAGAGGGACCCUACAGUGAUACUGGCUGACGAUCUGCAUAGAGUUUUUCGCUUAGGAUUCGGGAAGCCAAUACAUGCUGUGCGAGGUAUAAGUCUGGCCGUCCAAAAAGGGCAAUGCCUAGGUAUAUUUGGUAGAAAUGGAGCUGGCAAGAGCACUACACUAGGAAUGGUAUCAGGGUUUCUCGUGAUCACUCGAGGACGCAGUUGUAUCAAUGGCUUCUAUCUGAAGAAGCAAAGGCGGCAGUAUAUUAAAAGGGUGUCGUCGUGUGCAGCAGAUGGGAUGGACGAGUUUCUCUCCGGGUAUAAGAACUUGAAAAUACUCGCAGCCUUGCAUGGGCACAGUAGAAGCAUGUCCAGCAAAAUGGCUAUGAGCAACCUGAACUACAUGGGUCUAACCACACAUGCGCAUCAGCUGUUCAGCUCAUACAGUUCAGGUUGUUCGCACCGUCUGGCUGUAGCUAAGUCUCUGAUAAGCGAAGCGAGCGCGGUGCUGCUAGACGAGCCCUGUGGGAGUGUGGACCCACAUACGAGGCCCCUGAUAGUGAGAGCUAUACGACUGCUGCGUGACCAAGGUGCCGCCUGCCUCAUUGCUGAAGAAAGCAUGGAUUGGACGCAGAUAGAUUACAUAUGUGACAGAUUGGCGAUUAUUGAUAAGGGCGAAAUAGUUGCAAUAGGGUCGGUGGAGGAAAUCAGACGGGAGCUAACCUCUGGGUACACUGCCACUCUGAAGCUAAAAGUCGAUGAGGCGUAUCGUCCUAUUACUGAGAGCUUAGAAAGACUUUGUUCGAUGGGCAGUAAAGGCCUGAUGCCUACUUAUAAAGUCUCCUUAUUAAAGAGAGAGUUCUUAGAAAUGUUCGAAACAAGUAUAUUGAUCGAUGAGCAUAUAAUAGUUUCUGAAAAACUAAGCACUCUGGAUUUACCAAAGACGUAG